UAUAAAUUUAUUCCGCUUAAACUUAGAUUGUGUCGGCACAUCACUGUCUAAGUUGUGUUAACUCAGUGGUGCCCAGCAUUGUUCAGUCUGUGGUGCAAUACAGUUUUUUAAAGUGCCUCUCGUGGGCCGCAUUGCAAACGAAAACUCUACAUAGGGAGCUUUAUCAUUGACUGUGAGCAUUAAUUUCCUGGGACCGGAUAGUGGAAAUAAAGGGUCGGAUAUGGAUCGCUGACUUUAGUUUUGGAAUCACUGUAAAAGAUUGUAGUAUCGUAAAUACUACUUACUAGUGGACUUUCAGAAGAAGUGUUCUGUGUUUGUGUUUUGCAAAGCAAUUCACACAUUUAAAAAAAAGCAAGGUGAUUGUAAAUGUUGGAUGUGCUGAUGUAUGUAUUGACCAUUUACUCAAAGAGAAUAAUUUCAUCUGUAGAAUGGGGAAUUUCUUUUUGCUGAUAAUGUUUGGAUUAUACUUAGACUUAGGAUCUUUACAAGAACCAAGCAAAUCCUGCGAUGUUAGAGAUUUCUGCCAGUACAAAUGUCAGUGCAAUAAGGAUUGCAAAGAUGACUUCCAAUGUUCUGAAAAUGAUAAAUGUAAACGUGGAUGGUUUGGGUACAGAUGUCAAUAUCAAGAUUGGGCUGUGUCCGGAGCAACAGUUUUUACCGAGCCGUCUGGGCGGAGAACUGAGUGGAUGACCGACCAAGAUGAUAACACCUGCAAUAAUGAGGAAGAUUUGAACUCUGUUACAUGGAGGUGGGAACCUUCAAAGGCCAUUCCUCUUACCUGGACGAGGUUGACUGUGAGCAAACCACACUCACUGCUCAAUGUGACGCUGCAGUUCACCAAAGAAGGCACAAGUGAGAAGUCUUCAUGUGUCAAUGAGACGCUCGCUGAAGUAAACAACAACACUCUAGACAGGCGAUGUAAUGAUGAUGUGAUGAUAACAUCUUUAACUUUAUCUGGAAAUCUGUCCUCUUUAUGUUCUUUUUAUAUCAGUGGAGGUAGAAACAUUGCAUACAAACAGAACGCCUCUCAGUCAUCUGUCUAUACUGAUUCAAAAGAGUACACAGCUGACUUAGCUGUUGAUGGAAACAAUAACUCGAAUUUUUAUGCCGGAAGUUGCUCUCAUACUAAAGAGGAGACGUCCCCAAGUUGGACUCUAACUUUACAAAGCAGCUACUUUAUACAUCGGUUAAUCCUUUACAACAGAGAAAAUGAGAGAAAAAACAGCCAAAAUAGUUUCUACACAGAUGGACAAGCUGACCAAUGGACAGGUUACGCAGAACGACUUCGUGGAUUUGUAUUAGAUACAUAUGAUAUGAACCUUACAAAGAUUGGUUUCUAUCAAGAUAACAAUGAGUCAGGCCUACCAAUCUAUCAUAUCAAUAUUAAAGAAAGUAUGAAAACUGCGGUCAAGGUUUUUACCUUACGUCUUCUUGGGAACACGAAAAUACUCACAUUGUGUGAAGUGGAAGCAUUUGGAGAGUGUCCGUCAGGUCGUUGGAGUCUACCCUGUAGUAAACGAUGUCCAGCUUCUUGUCCUGACACCUGUGAUAGAGACACUGGGGCCUGCAACAGUAUAUGUAUUGGAUACAGUAAUCCACCGCAGUGUAAUACAGUCUGCACAAGUGGAAAGUGGGGAAUAAAUUGUCGCUAUAAUUGCAGCAACAGAUGUGCCAUGGCCAUUUGUAAUGUUGAGACUGGAUGGUGUGACCAAGGAUGUCAUGGAUACAGUGACCCACCUUACUGUAGCAGUGUGUGCUCCAGUGAUAGAUGGGGCGUCAACUGUAGUCUUAGAUGUAGUGAACAUUGCCACAAUCACACUUGUAAUCCUGUCAGUGGAGAAUGUCACCGAGGAUGCAAGCCGGGAUACCUACUGCCAGAUUGUACAAUGGAAUGUCCAAAAGGACAAUGGGGAGUGAACUGUACUAGUACAUGUAGCGAAAACUGCUUCAACAAAUUAUGUAACCCUAAAGAGGGCAGCUGUGAUUUUGGUUGUGUUGAAGGAUUUCAGACUCCAGACUGCUUACAAAAUUGUUUCAGCGGAACUUAUGGAAGAAACUGCUCGUACAAUUGCUCAAGUCUAUGUGUCAACGAAGAAUGUGAUCCUGUCAAUGGGGCUUGCAAUAGAUGCCCCACUGGGUUUAAGGGGCACGCUUGUGAACUGAAAAUAUUCAGAGUGGAAUUCACCAGUUUUGGAAUAGGAAUAGCUGUUGGGAGUGGAGCUAUCUUUGUAGUCGUUUUGGUCGUCCAAUUGAUACUUUGUAACACUGGGGUGCUUCUGUGGAGGCCAAGGUCAAGGUUUGCUCCUGAUGAAACAAAUCUCCAGCUUGAAGAAGCGCACACCUAUGACCAAAUUUUAAAAAAAGCUCAUCGAGACGGAGAAGUCAAUGCUGGCUACGAGACAAGUGUCCUGACAUCGCCAGAUUGGACAGAGUACUCUACAGCCGAAUCUGUUUGUGCAUACGUUAAUGCGAAACAGUUACCUCAACUCUAAUGGUUUUUAGAAAAUAAAUUGGCAAAUAUUGUUUUGGUUUGUUUCAAUUGUUUAACGACAAUAUUCUCUAAAGCAUUUUGAUAUCUAGCUCUAUAAAUUGUAUUUUUGUUAUACAUUAUAAAAAUAUUAUAAAUGUCUAACGUUUUGUAUAAUAGAGUUAUUAGAACUGUGAAUUACAGUAGCUUUUUAUCUCAUCACACACAAAAUAAUUAUACUUUCAUUUCAUACUGUUUUUUAUAAUUUCGAUCUCCUAAACCUACAUAUUCAUGCCGCUAUUUCGUAUUUUGGGAGGAAAAAAAACGCAAGCAAGGAAAAUUACGCACCAAAAAAAUUGUUCUUAAUAAAGGAAGAAAUAUAUUUUCCAAAUUUUAUAA
Molecule: messenger RNA, 2866 nt
Organism: Biomphalaria glabrata
Lineage: Eukaryota; Metazoa; Mollusca; Gastropoda; Planorbidae
Exons: 14
Coding region: 429-2492 (687 amino acids)
Molecular function (GO): scavenger receptor activity
Source: RefSeq, a predicted model, not a curated record